This is a messenger RNA of Ambispora leptoticha, 540 nucleotides long. NCBI's taxonomy places the organism in Eukaryota, Fungi, Glomeromycota, Glomeromycetes, Archaeosporales, Ambisporaceae. The record is from the annotation of a GenBank genome assembly.
AUGUCAUCUAGACAAGCCAAUCAAGCAAGCAUCCGCAAAGAUACACAAGUCAGACUUGCAGAGCUUAAAGGAGUAGCAUUGAAUUCGAUACCCUAUCCACGUUCUAAUGCUAUUUUAACUCAAUAUCAAGAAGAGAUUAGAAAUCUCGAAAAGAAAGCCAAUUACCAAUCAGAAAUAGAUUCCAUUGACAAGUUAGCUGGGCCAGAAAAAGAUGGAUCAAUUACAUGGUUCUCAAGACGUAUUCCAAAAUUAGCAUCCCAGAAAAAGCUAAAUAAUCAUGAAAUAGAAUAUUGGAAACUUUCUCCUAAUGUCAAUAAAUCACAUAUUACAUAUGAAUAUAUUAAUAAAAUUCGUAAUCUGAUGGAUGAUGAUAAGGAAUAUAUUAUUGGAAUCAUUAAUAGUUGGGAAAUGGAUAGAAUGGAAAGACAAAUACAAUUUGAUAAUAAUAAUAUACCUAUAGAUUUAAAAGAGAAAUGGGUUUCAGAAGAAAAACAUGAAUGGAAAAUAAAAUCAAAGAGCAUGAUUAUCUUGGAAAGAUGA